UUGUUUUUAUUUUGUUAUGGUGUUAUUUAUUUUCUUUCGUAUAGAUAGUAGAUUGUGCAUUUUGUGCCUAUAAAUUCGUUUACUUUACUUAAACGUUAUUGUGCGGUCAUUACAAUAAGUCGUAACAACUACUUACCAUCCAAACUACAUGUAUUUUUACACAAUAUGUGAGCUAUUUUCGUCUCGAUUGUCAUCUCCCAAAACAGUGAAAGGUAGCCGAACCAUGUAGAUAGUUAUUUAGAAUAUCCUUUCCACUAGAAUCGUCAAGUUAGUUCCGUGUUCACUCUCUAGUCAACAUCGCGCAGUUCGGAAAUAGGUACCUUCUUGAAGAGGGCAUGAUUGCAUGAUUAUGAAAUAAUUAAUUAUUUUCAUCAACUAAGUAACAGCAGGAGUUAAUGAUGUCGUACAAUAUCAAUAUAAACUCAAAAAUUGUCAUUCCCAUACUGGUAGGAGUGGGUUCAGUUGUUGUUAUUGCAACUGUGCUUGCCAAUUGUGCAUGGGGCAAAAAGUCUACUAAGGGCAAGAAGAAGGUUGCUUUAGUGGACCCCAACACUAAGUAUCAGUUACCUCUCAUUGAACGGGAAGAUAUUAGCCAUGACACAAGGAGGUUCCGAUUGGGACUGCCAUCAGUAGAACAUGUUUUAGGUCUUCCCAUAGGACAACACAUACACUUAUCUGCAAAAAUUGACGAUGACCUUGUUAUCAGAGCGUACACUCCAGUGUCAAGUGAUGAUGAUAAGGGCUAUGUUGACCUGGUCAUCAAAGUAUACUUCAAAAAUGUGCACCCAAAAUUCCCAGAAGGUGGUAAAAUGUCUCAACACUUGGAAAACAUGAAGCUCGGUGAGACGAUCGACGUGCGAGGUCCAUCAGGAAGACUGCAGUACUCAGGAAAGGGCUUGUUCCUCAUAAAGAAACUGAGGAAGGAUCCUCCUGUCAAGGUUGUCGCUAAGAAACUCAACAUGAUUGCUGGUGGUACUGGCGUAACGCCAAUGCUUCAGUUGGUGAGACACAUCUGCCAAGAUGCCAAUGACCCCACGGAACUUCGGUUGCUCUUCGCCAACCAGUCCGAAGAAGACAUCCUGCUCAGAGACGAAUUGGAGAAAUAUCAGCGAGAAUACCCUACACAAUUCAAAGUUUGGUACACCGUAGAUAGGCCGACUGAAGGUUGGAAGUACAGCUCGGGCUUCAUCAACGACGAGAUGAUCAAGGACCACUUGUUCGCUCCAGGGAACGAUGUGUUGGUGCUCAUGUGUGGUCCCCCGCCCAUGAUCAACUUUGCCUGCAACCCUGCCUUGGACAAACUGGGAUAUAACCCGGACACGCGUUUCGCGUACUAAAACACAAAUGUUUUAGCGAAACAUUGCUUUAAUCUACACAUAUUGCCUAGUUCUGAGGAUAGGUGUAAAUGCAAUUCACAUUUAUUUACAAAAAAACUAUAUAGCUAUUAGUUGUUUGUGCAAAUUAAAAUGUUCUAAUGACUCGUUUUUCGUUAAUCAUUUUUGGAGACUAUUUUGUUAAUUCUUUUGAUAUUAACAUCGUACUCGUUUAGAAGUAAGAAAAUGGCUUAUUGUGGGAUUUUGUGUAGUUCUAGGACUAAGUGGAUAUUGGAAUAAUGUAUGAGCGAUUGCCAAGACGUUGGGCGUUACAUUUUUAUUAAAGUUGAUAUUUUAUUGAGA
Messenger RNA from Plodia interpunctella (Indianmeal moth), 1676 nucleotides. RefSeq lists its product as uncharacterized. The transcript is spliced from 6 exons. The record is from RefSeq and is a predicted model, not a curated record. Gene Ontology annotation, molecular function: oxidoreductase activity; FAD binding. Bases 396 to 1337 code for a protein of 313 amino acids. NCBI's taxonomy places the organism in Eukaryota, Metazoa, Arthropoda, Insecta, Lepidoptera, Pyralidae.